Messenger RNA from Yarrowia lipolytica CLIB122, 654 nucleotides. RefSeq lists its product as uncharacterized. Lineage: Eukaryota; Fungi; Ascomycota; Dipodascomycetes; Dipodascales. The record is from RefSeq and is a predicted model, not a curated record.
AUGUUUACCACGGCACCUUCCUCUGAUGAUUAUAGCUGCUGCGACUACCUCAACGACGACAGUAAAGACAGCGCGACGGAGAUACCGACACCUGAGAGCCUUGAUAGUCACGUGGUCUCCGACAUGGCGACUUCUUCAGGGCACAUGAGCGACAUUGACUUUGAUCUUUCGAAAUUCAGUUAUCUUUUGGAGGGAAUGGAGUGCGAGUCGUCUUCGGGUCACGUGGCCUACUCCAAUGGCCGGGUUUCUUCUUCUCCGAUUACUGAAGACUUUUCCAAUUGGCUCGAUUUCUCAGUGUGCAGUGAUUCGGCGUCCGACUCGCUCGUCAAAGUCACGGUACCAAAGCCUGAGCCACAGCAGCGGCAUCUCAAGCUAGAGAAGAACCUGAAUCCGAUGAUUUCCGAUGAUUCCAUCAUUAGUCCAAUGUCGGCAUUCUUUUCAGAUGUCAAGAGUGAGAUGGAAGAGAAAGGAAUGACAGCAAAUGUGGUUCUAGGAAGGAAGUUUUGCAACUUCGAAGACAGUGAUUUCGCACGCUACAACCGAGGCCAGGAGAUCCCCAAUCCCCAUUACAUGCCCUACUCCCCCUCUCAAUGGAAUUUCAUCAGUUCUGAGUUUCAGAAACUAUGGCAUGAGCUGGAGGAUUGUGUCAAAUGA